This is a messenger RNA of Coregonus sp. 'balchen', 11549 nucleotides long. The record is from the annotation of a GenBank genome assembly. Lineage: Eukaryota; Metazoa; Chordata; Actinopteri; Salmoniformes; Salmonidae.
AUGACUUUGUAUUGGCUUUUGCAUGUCUAUUUCUGUUCCAGGGCCCUAUCACACACACCUGUGUCCUUACACAUCAACCAGACCCACCACUGCAAGCUGCUGCCGGGCCUGGUGUCUUCACAAGCCCAGCUGUGUCGGAGCAACCUGGAGCUCAUGCAGACCAUCAUCGCUGCAGCCCGCGAGGUCAAGAAGACCUGCCAGAAGACCUUCGCUGACAUGCGCUGGAACUGUUCCUCUAUUGAUAUCCCCAGUGACUCCUCAAGGUAUCGACCAGACCUUGACAGAGGUAGGCCUACUAGUCACAAUUUACUAUUUAUGGUGGUUAGAACUAGGCGUAAAAUAAGGAAUACAACUCCAGCACACUGGAGUAAACUAUGUGAAGAUCUAUUGACUGAAAUGGUGGUGUGAGAUCCAUUGUGCUAGGUGUGCAUAUUAUACGUUUUUUUCAAACGAACCAGGAGUGAUCAUCUCUGACCAAAUUAUUAGUACAGUAGAAACUCUGUGUCCUUGGUGGGAUUCAAAAAGCUAAUCUAAGUGUCACAGGAGAUUAUUUACAAGAGAGAGUUUAACGCUUUAAUCAUUGUCCUUGGUGGUCUUUUGUGCUCUGAGGGCAGAGCCGACUGUGACAAGCAAAGGCUACCAUUCUUCUUUGUGUCCCCUUGAAAGAAAGAAAAUCAUCCACUAUCACCCUAGCCACUCACCUCCAUAAUAUCGGUGCUACAAAGUUAUUCUCUUUAAGAUUCCACUAUGUGAAAGAUAGUAUUGAGUUGGACAGUGACUAUUAGAAGGGAUCUAGACAUAUUUUUUGUGGCAUCUCAUCCUUCUUAGUUUUAAAUCCAUUUUAUGGCAUACAUUACAUACAUUACAUACAUGCAUCUGUUUUUCUAUAGUAAAGCAUGAUGUGAAAUAUUGCCAGCGAUCUCUGCGGAACAUACGUCUUUUGAAUAGGUAGGUUCUUAGUCGCUUCCUUCAGCACAAAGCAUUAGUAAUGUAUACAGUGCGUGCCUACAUUUUAAAAAUCAAUCCUCGUUUCAUUAAGUCUCCCGAGUGGCGCAGUGGUCUAAGGCACUGUGCCACUAGAGAUCCUGGUUUGAAUCCAGGCUCUGUUGUAGCCGACCGGGAGACCCAUGGGGCGGCGCACAAUUGGCCCAGAGUAGGGGAGGGAAUGGCCGGCAGGGAUGUAGCUCAGUUGGUUGAGCAUGGUGUUUGCAACGCCAGGGUUGUGGGUUUGAUUCCCACGGGGGGGUAUGAAAAAAUAAAUAAUGUAUGCACUAACUGUAAGUCGCUCUGGAUAAGAGCGUCUGCUAAAUGACUAAAAUGUAAUUAAAUGCCCGCUCCUUGUAGUGUUUUGAGAGUCUUUCCGUGUUCUGGACUUGUACUUUGAUGGGUUUAUUUCUAUUGCCAAAAGGAUCUUUGCUGAGCCAGACAGAGCCAAUGCCAGUUCCAGUUUUACUGAGUUUGGGUGAAGAUGUAAAAACCCCACAACAAAGAGCUGGCUCCUAAUCAAAGGUUUAGUGAGAUAGCUCCAUGAUGAUGCGCCUCAGGAGAAGACAGGCUCCAUCUGUCAACUGUUAGACCAGUCUUAAGAAGCCCCUGGCAGACUCUAGACUAGUGCUCUUUUUCAUACAGGGAUGUCUUUGAUGGCCUGAAUGGUUCUUUCUUCCUGUCUCCUACUUCCAUCAUCCAGCAUUGACAUAUCUUCCCUCUGUGUGUACACACUUCAUUACCUAUACACUGAAUGUACAAAACAUUAGGAACACCUUCCUAAUAUUAAGUUGCACCCCCCCUUUUGCCCUCAGAACAGCCUCAGUUCAUCGGGGCAUGGACUCUACAAGGCGUCGAAAGUGUUCCACAGGGAUGCAGGCCCAUGUUGACUCCAAUGCUUCUCAAAGUUGUGUCAUUCUUUAACCUGUCUCCUCCCCUUCAUCUACAUUGAUUGAAGUGGAUUUAACAAGUGAUAUCAAUAAGGGAUCAUAGCGUUCACCUGGAUUCACCUGGUCAGUCUGUCAAUGUUUUGUACACUCAGUGUAUAACAUCCAUAUUAUUCACUCUGGCAGUAUAACCAUAUCUGUCUAGUGACUUUCUCAUGUUACCCUCACUGAGAGUACAGGUUAGGGUUAAAUUAAGGUUACAUGAAUGAAAAGCAAAAGCAGUUAAUCUACAGAAGUCAGUUCCCUCACUUACAAGGAUUUGUCUUGUUGUUCUCAACAGGCACGAGGGAGUCGGCAUUCGUGUACGCCCUGUCCGCGGCAGCCAUCAGCCACACCAUUGCGCGGGCAUGCACAUCGGGGGACCUGCGGCUGUGUUCGUGCGGCCCCAUCCCCGGAGAGAUCCCUGAGCCAGGCUACCGCUGGGGCGGCUGUGCAGACAACCUGCACUACGGCCUGGUCAUGGGCUCCAAGUUCUCUGACGCCCCCAUGAAGAUGAAGAAGGCAGGCUCCCAUGCCAACAAGCUGAUGCAUCUGCACAACAGUGAAGUGGGGAGACAGGUAGUUACACACGCAGAUCACGGAUAUACUCACUGUUUAUGCUAAUCAGAUAUAGUAGUAGUAGUAGUAGUAGUAGUAGUAGUAGUAGUUGUAGUAGUAGUAGUAGUAGUAGUAGUAGUAGCAGCAGCAGUCUGGUUUGAAAGAGGGAGAUAUGAAUAUAUGGGUGGACAUAUGAGUAGGGCUGUGGCGGUCAUGACAUUUUGUCAGCAGGGGAUUGUCAAGCAAAUAACUGCCAUCUCACGGUAAUUGACCGUUAAUUAUCAUAAACAUAUUUAGCAUCUCCUGGCUUCCUACAAGCCACUGAUGCAGACCUUUGGAACAUCUACGUUUUAAAAAGUAGAAUAAAUCCAUGUAAUAUAGCCUACUCCAUCACAAUAAAAACCAUUAUUUAUUUUAGACAGGUCUAAAGAAAUAUGAUAUGAAGAAAAUGUUGUCUAUUUCAGAAGAACAGAAUAGCGUUCUCUGAGUUGUCCUUAUGUUAGGCCCUGAUCUGGCUAUGCCAUAUGGCUGUGGGCUACACUAGUUCAUUUAGCAGAAAAGAUUUGCUUAGAAUUCCGUGGCAUUAUUUUAUAUUAGUUUAUAGUAUGAAGAAUACAAUUGAACAUAGCUGAAUAAAAUAGAAAGGAUAUUUUCUCCUAACGAUUUGAGGGCGUGCACACAUGUGGCUGUUCUGUGUUGAGCGGUUAACAAAGAAACAGGCACUCCUAUAUGCUUAAUUUAGAGAUAUUUAUGUAACUUUAGUUGUGAUAGAAAUGUUGGGCUGUAUGUUUUAAAUUUUUUUAAGGCUGCAUGAUGUGACUCUAAUGAUGAUUUGAAAAAAGUUGCAUGAAAGACGUGCUCUGCUUUGUUUUUUACGCAGUCUGUACACACUUCAUCCGUCUCUCAUUCACAAUUUGACAAGCACUUGAUAAUGCCUCGAAUUUCCCAGCUGCAUCCCCUUUGUGUGGCCGUAAUGCCCCCUAAAAAAAUAUAUGCCUUAUAAUUCCCUUCUCCCACCUCUCACUCACAUGGCUUUCCGUCACGUGGUCGGGUCUUUCUCACAGGCUACAAGUGAAGACAGACACAUCCGGGACACAACUGCACGUGUCCUUAUCCAAUUCCGAGGCGCAUAUUGAAGAUAUUGGAAGAACUGUCCACAUUUACUUUUCGUCAGCCAACAAGAUGAGUAGGUCUAACGAACAGCAAAAGCACUAGCCUAUGUCAAUAUAUUAUCCCCCAUAGUACAAAAGCUGACCUAUUCUAUUCUGUGCGAUAAACUGGGGCAUUUGUGGGAUGCGAUAGAUUCCAAAUCAAUACAACCACUAGCAUCAAAAACCUGUUUUAAGCAAUGAGCCUGACGCAACAGAUGAGAACGUUUAGCUUAAAAUGUUGAUUAACUAUUAGGCUAUUUCUUAACAUUAUAAGUGCAGCAAUGCGCACACGGCAGUAGGUUAUAAGCACAAAUGUUCCAUUAGCAGGAAAACACCAUUCUCAAAAGUGACCACAAAUGCGAUUAUGCACAUAUUUAUUUUAUUAUAAAGGUGCAUUUUUAUGGUGAAAAUGAUCUUUCCCAAACUUUAAACUCACACCCUGCGUAUGAAUGCCAGUUAGGCUCUACACCCAUUUUAAAGCGAAUUAAUGUGCUUCAUUUUAAGAAGUUAGUUGGCCGCUUUAGUUGUGAUACAAACCUUAUCAAAACAUAUACAGUGGCUUGCGAAAGUAUUCAACCCCCUUGGCAUUUUUCCUAAUUUGUUGCCUUACAACCUGGAAUUAAAAUUGUUUUUUUGGGGGGGUUGUAUCAUUUGAUUUACACAAUAUGCCUACCACUUUGAAGAUGCCAAAUAUUUCUUAUUGUGAAACAAACAAGAAAUGAGACAAAAAAAAAACAGAAAAUGUGAGUGUGCAUAACUAUUCACCCCCCCAAAGUCAAUACUUUGUAGAGCCACCUUUUGCAGCAAUUACAUCUUCAAGUCUCAUGGGGUAUGUCUCUAUAAGCUUGGAACAUCUAGCCACUGGGAUUUUUGCCCAUUCUUCAAGGCAAAACUGCUCCAGCUCCUUCAAGUUGGAUGGGUUCCGCUGCUGUACAGCAAUCUUUAAGUCAUACCACAGAUUCUCAAUUGGAUUGAGGUCUGAGCUUUGACUAGGCCAUUCCAAGACAUUUAAAUGUUUCCCCUUAAACCACUCAAGUGUUGCUUUAGCAGUAUGCUUAGGGUCAUUAUCCUGCUGGAAGGUGAAACAGGUUCCCCUCAAGAAUUUGCCUGUAUUUAGUGCCAUCCAUCAUUCCUUCAAUUCUGACCAGUUUCCCAGUCCCUGAUGAAAAACAUCCCCACAGCAUGAUGCUGCCACCACCAUGCUUCACUUUUUGGAUGGUGUUCUCGGGGUGAUGAGAGGUGUUGGGUUUGCGCCAGACAUAGCGUUUUCCUUGAUGGCCAAAAAGCUCAAUUUUAGUCUCAUCUGACCAGAGUACCUUCUUCCAUAUGUUUGGGGAGUCUCCCACAUGGCUUUUGGUGAACACCAAACGUGUUUGCUUAUUUUUUUCUUUAAGCAAUGGCUUUUUUCUGGCCACUCUUCCGUAAAGCCCAGCUCUGUGGAGUGUACGGCUUGAAUUGUCCUAUGGACAGAUUCUCCAAUCUCCGCUUUGGAGCUUUGCAGCUCCGUCAGGGUUAUCUUUGGUCUCUUUGUUGCCUCUCUGAUUAAUGCCCUCCUUGCCUGGUCCGUGAGUUUUGCUGGGCGGCCCUCUCUUGGCAGGUUUGUUGUGGUGCCAUAUCCUUUACAUUUUUAAAUAAUGGAUUUAUUGGUGCUCCGUGGGAUGUUCAAAGUUUCGGAUAUUUUUUUAUAACCCAACACUGAUCUGUACUUCUCCACAACUUUGUCCCUGACCUGUUUGGAGAGCUCCUUGGUCUUCAUAGUGCUGCUUGCUUGGUGGUGCCCCUUGCUUAGGGGUGUUGCAGACUCUGGGGCCUUUCAGAACAGGUGUAUAUAUACUGAGAUCAUGUGACAGAUCAUGUGACACUUAGAUUGCACACAGGUGGACUUUAUUUAACUAAUUAUGUGACUUCUGAAGGAAAUUGGUUGCACCAGAUCUUAUUUAGGGUCUUCAUAGCAAAGGAGAUGAAUACAUACAUUGUGCAAGUUCUCCCACUUAAAAUGAUGAGAGAGGCCUGUAAUUUUCAUCAUAGGUACACGUCAACUAUGACAGACAAAUUGAAAAAAAAAUUCCAGAAAAUCACAUUGUAGGAUUUUUAAUGAAUUUAUUUGCAAAUUAUGGUGGAAAAUAAGUAUUUGGUCACCUACAAACAAGCAAGAUUUCUGGCUCUCACAGACCUGUAACUUCUUUUUUAAGAGGCUCCUCUGUCCUCCAUUCGUUACCUGUAUUAAUGGCACCUGUUUGAACUUGUUAUCAGUAUAAAAGACACCUGUCCACAACCUCAAACAGUCACACUCCAAACUCCACUAUGGCCAAGACCAAAGAGCUGUCAAAGGACACCAGAAACAAAAUUGUAGACCUACACCAGGCUGGGAAGACUGAAUCUGCAAUAGGUAAACAGCUUGGUUUGAAGAAAUCAACUGUGGGAGCAAUUAUUAGGAAAUGGAAGACAUACAAGGCCACUGAUAAUCUCCCUCGAUCUGGGGCUCCACGCAAGAUCUCACCCCGUGGGGUCAAAAUGAUCACAAGAACGGUGAGCCCAGAACCACACAGGGGGACCUAGUGAAUGACCUGCAGAGAGCUGGGACCAAAGUAACAAAGCCUACCAUCAGUAACACACUACGCCGCCAGGGACUCAAAUCCUGCAGUGCCAGACGUGUCCCCCUGCUUAAGCCAGUACAUGUCCAGGCCCGUCUGAAGUUUGCUAGAGUGCAUUUGGAUGAUCCAGAAGAGGAUUGGGAGAAUGUCAUAUGGUCAGAUGAAACCAAAAUAGAACUUUUUGGUAAAAACUCAACUCAUCGUGUUUGGAGGACAAAGAAUGCUGAGUUGCAUCCAAAGAACACCAUACCUACUGUGAAGCAUGGGGGUGGAAACAUCAUGCUUUCGGGCUGUUUUUCUGCAAAGGGACCAGGACGACUGAUCCAUGUAAAGGAAAGAAUGAAUGGGGCCAUGUAUCGUGAGAUUUUGAGUGAAAACCUCCUUCCAUCAGCAAGGGCAUUGAAGAUGAAACGUGGCUGGGUCUUUCAGCAUGACAAUGAUCCCAAACACACCGCUCGGGCAACGAAGGAGUGGCUUCAUAAGAAGCAUUUCAAGGUCCUGGAGUGGCCUAGCCAGUUUCCAGAUCUCAACCCCAUAGAAAAUCUUUGGAGGGAGUUGAAAGUCCGUGUUGCCCAGCGACAGCCCCAAAACAUCACUGCUCUAGAGGAGAUCUGCAUGGAGGAAUGGGCCAAAAUACCAGCAACAGUGUGUGAAAACCUUGUGAAGACUUACAGAAAACGUUUGACCUGUGUCAUUGCCAACAAAGGGUAUAUAACAAAGUAUUGAGAAACUUUUGUUAUUGACCAAAUACUUAUUUUCCACCAUAAUUUCAAAUAAAUUCAUAAAAAAUCCUACAAUGUGAUUUUCUGGAAAAAAAAAUCUCAUUUUGUCUGUCAUAGUUGACGUGUACCUAUGAUGAAAAUUACAGGCCUCUCUCAUCUUUUUAAGUGGGAGAACUUGCACAAUUGGUGGCUGACUAAAUACUUUUUUCCCCAAUGUAUGCACGCACCACUUCUCCGUUAUUUCUUUUUUAUAUUUUUUUAAAACAAGUUAUUUUUUUCAUUUCACUUCACCAAUUUGGACUAUUUUGUGUGUGUCCAUUACAUGAAAUCCAAAUAAAAAUUUAAAUUACAGGUUGUAAUGCAACAAAAUAGGAAAAAUGCCAAGGGGGAUGAAUGCUUUUGCAAGGCACUGUAGGCCUAUGGGCUAGGCUACAUGAGGUGUGUGACUAUGAUUUUAAAAAGUCGUAAAAAGAAUUAUGCGCUGUUUGCCUUAAGCUGGGCAUCAUUCACAAGUGAUAAUAUAUUAUUCACAAGUGAUAGGCUAAUAUUGUCACCCAUCACACUAUUCUUGAUUUAAUCUUGUCUUAACAUAUACUAAAUAAUAUGUGUGAAAUUUGUUUUGAUUUAGAAUGGACCAUUAUCAUGCACCUGUCUCGAAACAGGGGCUGCGGAAAAAAAUACAUGUCAUCUAUGCACUUAAAUAGCGAAUGGAGGACGCAAUGUGCUUAAUAUUAGGAAAGUUGAGAAAUAAAUAUAGUAGGCCUAGCAAUAGAAAGCUGAUAGGAUCCUCCUCUUUUUAGUAGAGGCCAUCACUCUGUUUUCUUGCCCAAUUGCAUAGCCUAUAGAAAUGUUGCUCAACAUGAGCUAAUGGGCUUUCAUGAAGUGUUUGAUUAGAUUUUCGACAGCAUUUGCAUUGAUGUCAGAGUGAUUAGAGGGACAAUAGAGUGCUGAGUACCAGGCAGUUAGCAAGUUUGGUAGGCUACGUUUGGUAGGCUACUAAUGACCAUCAGCAGCUUCAGAGCUUGGAAAAUCUUAAUUUCUGUGACUAAACGGUCAUAUGGAAUUUGACUGCUGUCAUGACACCUGACCGCCGGUGUGGUGGUAAUACGGUCACCGUAACAGCCCUACAUAUGAGCAUGUAUAUUUAUAGCUCUUGUAAAUUAGAAUCCCUUUGUAGAAUAUUCAACGUAUUUUCUGCUAUAGCAUUAGCGUCAGUAGUAACAGUGUCUGACAUUCACGUCCUCUAUCUCUCCCCCAGGCCCUGAGAGAUGCGCUGGUGAUGAAGUGUAAGUGUCACGGUGUGUCUGGCUCCUGCUCCAUACGGACCUGCUGGAGAGGCCUGCAGGACCUGAAGGACAUCGCCAUGGACCUGAAGACCAAGUACCUGUCAGCCACCAAGGUGGUGCACAGACCCAUGGGUACGCGCAAGCAGCUGGUCCCCAAGGACAUCGACAUCAGGCCCGUCAGGGAGAACGAGCUGGUCUACUUGCAGAGCUCCCCGGACUUCUGCGCCAAGAACGACAAGCUCGGCUCCGUUGGCACCCAGGACAGGUGAGAAUGUUACAGGAGCUGUGUGUGUGUGUGUGUGUGUGUGUGUGUGUGCGUGCGUGCGUGUGUGUCUUAUGUUCAUAAAAGCAGGGUGUCAUGGGUGGCACAUUGUGGAAGUAUAUAGGGCCGUACAAAAUCAUAGCUCCUCUUUUGCGAAACUCUAGAUACUCAGUAUACUGGCCUGGCUCUGUCUGGACCAAUCCUGUUUAUUUUCUCAAGCGGGUAGUUCGUCCAGGAUGUUGAUUUAAUUAGCUGCCACCCACUCUGGUGGCAGACACCAUUUUGUUUUGAGAAUCUCUGAUAAAGAAAGUGGUUCCAGAGAUUGGCCUGUCUGUGGUAUGUCUGAGCACGUGUCACUGACAUGACCGUUGUGACUUGGGCCCUUGUGUUGCUAUCAGAUAGGGGUGAGUAAUGUGGUUAUUCUUAGGGCCUGAGUGCAUUCAGCUGAUACAGGUAAUGGUCCCCAAAGAUAAAACAAGACUCUCUAUUCAUCUGAAGUGUUUUAUUAGGAAUUAUAAACUGGUUGGUUCGAGCCCUGAAUGCUGAUUGGCUGACAGCCAUGGUAUAUCAGACCGUAUACCACGGGUAUGACAAAAUAUUUAUUUAUACUGCUUUAAUUACAUUGGUAACCAGUUUAUAAUAGCAAUAAGGCACCUCGGGGGUUUGUGGUAUAUGGCCAAUAUACCACGGCUAAGGCUUGUAUCCAGGCACUCCGCGUUGCGUCGUACAUAAGAACAGCGAUUAGCCUUGGUAUAUUGGCCAUAUACCACACCCCCUCAGGCAUUAUUGCUUAAAUAUAUGUUGCAUGUUGUCAGUCUGACCACUGUGAGAACUUAGUGGGAAGUAAAGGGUAUUUUCUUUGUCUGAGGUAAGGGCCAGAUAUAGAGAGUCUGGCCACCCCCCUUCUACAAAAAUGUGCUAGCCAUCUUUGACAGCCUAGUGGAUUUUCUGCCUUUUGCAUCUUUUGCCAUGGGUAUCCAUUUUAGCAGCGUAGCUGAAUCUCUGCUAUUUGGUUUUGGACUGCAGAAGACAUAUGACAAAUUUAAAAAAGGAGGAGGGUUUAGUGGUCUGCAGCUCUUGGAGCUGGAAAUGCAGACGAACAUAUGAGGACCAUUGAAAACAAUUAAUGCAAAUGUCUCUUUACUGUUCCUGGAGGCAGCUAUAGUUCAAAUGUCAAGCGUCAUGUGCCUAGCCCUGAGCCUCUGAGCAGAAGGCCACUUAACAGAUACUGUAACCUGAAGACAUAUUGCGCGUCAGGUGCACUCACUGUGCUCCAUGCAUCUGCUGCCCCCAACCUGAUAAGGGUCCCACCACACGUGGUCUAUAGCAUAUACAGUAUUUAGUCCUUUAUGCCGUGUCUCAAGGCACCAUCAGCCUCUUGCAAUCGUUGGUGGCAGUCUGCAAGGGGGCGUGUGACACUGAUGUGCCGUGUGGUGUGUGCUUCCAUGAGGGUCCCAGAGGUCUAGGGAUGUUUUAACCGCCCCAUCCCACACCUCCUCCUCCCCAUCACAUGGCCUCAUCACAGCACCAUACUCCUCAUGACCAUGAUCCCUAGCCACUCCACAAGAGCUAGUGGGAGACCCUGACAGAGCCAUGUUCAGUGGUGCACACUUCAGGAUGGCCUUAUCUGUGUUUACCCUCCAAGUGAGUUCUAAUCUCACUACUCCUCACCAUGAAUAUCUUUGACCCCGUUGAUAAUACCUGGAGUGGAGUAGCAGCAAACAUGAAGCCUACUCAGUUAGGGACAGAAAUGCUGGACGCCUCUUCUGUAGAAAGCUGUCCUUUGUCUUUCCAGUGAUAUACACUUGUUCUGCUGUGAGCCUUGUAGCGACGUUCGUUGUGGGGUUAGAAUGUGUUCUGUAAUAAUAAGAAAUGCAUAACAAGUUACAUUUCAAUAACAUCCCCAGAGCUGAGGGAUGAUCAGUGUCUCAAAGGCAACAAGCACUGUGGGUCUUGCGUGACGGCACCAUCGAAGGAUGUGUUUUAAUUCAGAAUGAGAUUAGUAGCUCUGACUGUGAGUGACAGCUGUGUGAGAGCGAUGUGGAGUUAACAGACUGUGCUGUCCUUUUGAUCCAUUAACUUGCACCAGAUAGGGCAGAUUUUCCCUGACAAAACAUGUCUGUGUAGAGCUAUUAUUAAUUGCCCCAUCCCAAAGGCCAUUAUUGUAAGGAGCCUGUCCUACGUAUUCCAAUGACUCUCAUUCCCUCCCUCCCACCCUCCCUCCCUACCCGCCAACCCUACCCUUCUUUUCCCUCCUCUGUGUCAGCAGCCUUCAGCUAUCCUCUCAGUGUCUCUGUCUCUCACCACGCUGGCCAUUAACACUCUGCUAUUAUAAAACAAUGCAAUUAUGUGGAGAGAGAGAGGGUUAAAUAGAGGGAGGGCUCCCCUGUGUAUUCACUGUGAUUUAUGAUAUAGCUAUUCUCUGCUCACUUAAGAUGCCCCCAGGCUUAAGAAAUUAAAGGCUCCCAAUUGAAGCAUCUGCUGCCCUCAGACAAAACACAAGGGAGAAUGUUUGGGUGAAUGCACAAUAAGCAUUCGUCAAGCUCCCCCUUUUAAAUACAUUUGUGAGGCUUCCGUUGGACUCAGAGUUGUCCAAAACGUUUUUGGGGGUUGAUAUUUGAGAGAGGAACUAUUCUAAGAUCAAUGGGGUUGUUUGAGUGGGGAAUUCAUUGGGGAGACCGUGUUUAUGUGUGCGUGUGCGUGUGCGUGUCAUCGUGUGUGUAAAUAUGUUGGGGACCUUGAGGGCUUUCCAUAGACCAAAAUGUAUUACCGGUGUAUAGAAUGGUUUGUUUCUCUGUCAUUUGUUUGGGGGCAGACAGUGUCAUUUAGUGACGCAAAAAAUGAUGAAACCUAGUUUUAUCUCACUCUCUCGCUCUCUCUGUCCAUUCCAGGCAGUGCAACAAGACGUCCAUCGGCAGCGACAGCUGCGACCUGAUGUGCUGUGGGCGAGGCUACAACCCCUACACAGAGAAGCUGGUGGAGCGCUGCCACUGCAAGUACCACUGGUGCUGCUAUGUCACGUGUAAGAAGUGUGAGAGGAUUGUGGAGAGAUAUGUCUGCAAAUGA